AUGUUCUCAAUCUUGUACGUCUACGGUAGCUUACUGACGGCGGCCUACUUCUCCACCGUCAUCUUAAUCUUCUUCGGUCUAAGGUUAGUUGUGGUCAUGAGAUCUCUGUGUUUUAUCACCCUAUUAAUCAGUUGGGGAACCAUACCGCACCGCUACUUGCACGUGGUUUCGCUCAUUCAACGAUUCUUUCCGUUUCCCCGGCCUGAAAACAAUGGGACCGAAACAGAGAACGAGGAACUAGAAGUGAGAGAAAAAGUGGUUUUUCCCGUGACUCAAUGACUCAUUUUUCAGGAUGAGAAAACAAACGAUCAGAUCGCUGAGGACGAAGUGAAAACGAUUAUUGACGUUGGUCGGCAGAAGGACUUUGACAGACAAUUAGUGAUUUCAGACCAAUCUAGGACCAUGUUUCAGUACUGCCCCAACUAUCAGACAGACUUUGCUGGGAUUGAUGCCCGAGAAACACUGGACAUCUGCCCAGAAAUUGGUGUUCUAUCUGGGACUAGCAUUCAGGUUAGCCGCAGAAUCACAAUUUUUCAGGAAAAUGCUUCAAAAACAUCUAGGAAAAGUCGCAAAUGCUCUGAGCAUUCCCAAAAAUAAGUUUUUAGGGUUUCUUUCCUGAUGCCGGUCCGCAUUUCACUUCUGCUCACGUCAUUCGCAUUCGUGGCCCUGGCCGGUCUUCAAACUGCCUUCAGAGUAUGUUAUUUACAGAAAUACCGUUGUUACAGACAUAAUUACAGACACUCUCGGAUCGUGAGAAGACUUGGGUUGCCAUCGUGUACUGUCGAUUGUUUUGCAGCAGCAUGGGACUUGUAGCUAGUUAUAGAAACUCCGAAAACCGACCAAAGAAGCCUGGUAAGAAACUGAGAAGCAACAUCCGAAUCUCGUCUGUGAUUCCUUGAAGGAGUCGCUGUCUCCAAUCACCUGACCCCCAACGACAUUCAAAUUCUGUUCGCUGGAACGCCACAUGGAAGCACAUACGGAUAUGUGGUUACUGGUCAAAAACACAAAGGCAUCAUUGGUACCAGAUGAAAAAAGAGCUCUUUUCUCACUAACAAUGUUUGUUUAGGAGUCAUUGAACAUUUGGUUGAAAAGCUGUGCCCCUCGCUUUGGUUGGAGCGGAAAUGCAGUAAUGAACGACAAGGAUUCUUGGCUGAAGUGAUGAAAAUUGCGAGAAGGGAAGGGCCAGUACUCCUGUUCCCAGAAGGAUAUUGCUCCAAUAACAGCCAGGUCCUUCAGUUCAGAAAAGCCAUCUUCGAGGAGAAUGUCAAUAUCUACCCCGUUGCGAUUAAGUCAGUCAACACUCAAAUGUUCGUUUGAUAUAUUGUUGGAUUUAAGGCAAUCUCCGGAAUUUGGCGAUGGAUUCUGGUACGAAGACGAAUUCUUGCAGUACCUGAUUAGAGUGAUGCUCAACUGGGCAGUUGUGUACGACAUUCAAUACCUUCGUGAGUUUUCAACAUUUUCAAUCCAUUCACAAACAUUUUCCUUGUUUUUAGCUAUGGAAACGAGAAAAGAGUCGGAGAAUAACACGAUGUUCGCAGCAAGAAUUCAGCAGAUUAUCGCUCAAGCCGCCGAAAUUCCCGCUUGCGAAUACGGCGGAAGUCUCUGGUAUAAGUGAGUGCUUAUUGACGAGAAGAGAUUGGAAAACGGAAGACAUUCUCAUUACAGACAGGAAGAGAGAAUCAAGCUAAAGGAGGCCUUGAGAGCACGUAAAGACGCUGAGCAGGCUGAGGAGGGGAUGACGGACGGAUGCAAUGAAAAAGAUAUUAUUGAGAACUUGGAAGCCGCCAUCGAAUCCCAGUGCCACAAGUUGAUCAGCGUUGUAAGCUGAAAUACUGGUCUUAUCCGUUUUUGAAACAUCACAUGUAAUUGAUUUGGUGCCUUCAUUUUCUUUUCUUUUCUGAAGACAUCAUUUUUGCCACUCCUACUUCACUUGUUCAAAUAUUGAAGCUUUUUUUAACAUGAAGAAAAAUUGAAAUUUUGUCUGGUUCCCAAGCAUAUGCAUCUUGCCCACUCGAGGACAAGAAGAACGCCAACAGAAUGAUUGGAUUGGAUGGAAACGAUAAGCCCAUUAUUGAAAACAUCGUGCCGACUCGUUGCCCAUCUUUUCACUAUGUAUAGUCGCUUCGUCGAGUGGAAGAAGCAAGAAAAAGGAACAAUCUUGUUGUGUUCCUCCUCUUUCCUCUUCAUUCUGGUGUCGGGCCAGUCGGGAUAUUAUCCAACCACCAAACUUUUUUCUCGGUUUUGUUCAAAUGUUUGUUUGUCCCAAUCCCGUCCCGUUGUUUCGGUUUUUCAUCGAUUCGCUCUCGAAUGUGACUCACAUAAACCCGGUGUUUUGUUCAGUUUCUUCACCUGCCGUUUAGCAGCGACUUUUCAGUAAUUCUCGUUUUUCUCUCGAAGAAUUGUCCAGACAAUUAUCUCUAAUUCUCUAAUUCCGAUUCCCGCCGGGACAAUUCACUUUCUGAAGAAUGCUUAUUAGACAAUAUUAUGUUGUGUAUCAAUUGAAUCAUGAAUGGGUCCCUCUCUGCUCUUUCACUCUUUCAUUUGUUGUUUUCACUUUUCACUCGCGUCGACACAUAUACGUACAUUGCCUGAUUUGUAUAAAACAUUCGGAAGAAGAGGCGACAACGAGUUCGAUGUGACGAUUGCUUUUACGUUUACGCGCGUAUCGAUAUAAUCCGUCGGCCGGUAAGUCUUGUGCCAACAUUUCCGUCGUUCCUCUCAAUUUCUGCAGAAAAUCAAUAUCAGUUAUGUAUGUUCGGUUUCCGCGCGGGAGAACACAAACAGACGAACACCAUAUAUCCGCCCGCAACAGUUAUUCCAAUCAACUUGCCUCUCUUAUUCUAACUUUUAUAAUUGUUUGAACAGCACUAGCGGAGGUGACAGCGGGCAGAAGUAGCAGUUGUGGAGAGGAGUAUGAAAACAGUGCAAUUGCGCCCCGCUGGACACUGGCCCGGGUUAUGAGGGAGAGAGAUGCGGAGAGUACUCGACACAUACCUUCACACCAAUCGCCCACUCUCUUUCUCCCUCGGCAUUCCGGCCCAAAACUUCCUUUUUUCCACUGAUCUUCACUCGUUUUCUUUUUUUUCUUUGUGAUAUUCUUAUUAAUCUUUAACUUUCCAAGUUUCAGACGAUCUGUAUAAAUUCUGAUAUCAAGCGCCCAUGUAGCACUUUAUGUACAAAAAUGUAAGUGAUUCUCUGCUGUAAAAAGUUUUCAAAUCGACUAUUCAGGGGUCACUCACAUAGCACCGGGAAGGAAAUUAACGAUAAUGAACUGUUUCAAUGUGGUAAGUCUGUUUUUUUCUCAAAAUACUGCGAAAUUAGGCGGAAAUUUCCAAAAACCGUUUUUAUUGUGAGACUAACGAACAAGAUGAGGGGGAAAUUCGAUUCCAACUUUUUGCACUCUCGCAAAACCUGACCGUUCGUGUUGCCUCCAAUUGCUUUCCAUCAAUUGUCAUGAUGAAACACAUUUGAAUGUUCUCUCCACAAUAGGGCGUGCGGAUGACAGAUCCAGAAACCAAAUGCUUUAUGUGGUUUCUCUGAUCCUCCACGCGUUCGUCCCCUUCAUUCAAUGCAGAUAUCGGAGGGAGAGGGUGAAACAACGAGUGAGAGGGUCUUCCUCAGUAGCACCAAGGGGAGAGGGAUUACAGAAAAAGAGGGAGGACAUAGUAAUGGCUGGUAUGGCGGAUAGUAAGAGAGUACGAGAGAGAGAGACGCAGCCGGGCCAAGAGGUCACAUCCCUCGAAUGCCCACUCCUCGGUCCCUAGUUUCCAAGGAGGACAUUAUAUAUGUAUAGACGAUCCGAAUCUCUUCCGAUCAUCUAGAAUAAUUGGAUGAUUUUUUUUGUGAACUGUGUACUACAAAAUUGUGGGGAAAAACGGUUAAGCCUUAUUGAAGAUAAAGGAUCCAGUUCCUAAGAAUCUGUUUUUCGGCUUUCGUUGCCGCCCUCCCCCUUCCUCCGAAAACCCAUUCCGCUUUCCAACUUGUUAUUCCAAUUCAAUAGGUUUCAAUGCCAUAUUGGCAGUUAUAAAUGCUCAUAUCGUCUCAUAUCCCUCUUCUUCCCUCCUUUUCUUUUUUCAAUGAAUUUCGAUAUUGGUACCUUAUGCGGUCAAUUCGGGCCGUCAGCAAAGCAGCUGGACUAGUACACAGCCAGACGUCCGCCAAUUAGAAAAUGUGCUCCCGGCCACUUUCCCUAUUGUGGACGGGUGUGGGCCACACGUUCUUCUUCCUUUUUAUGAUGGAUUUGGUGCGACACAUAGGGACGGCCGGCAUAAACAUCUCUCAAUUCUGCCGUUUUACAAUUCCCAGGUCGGGUCGUUCGGGUACGGACUGAGCGAUUACUUUUUUGUAUGCAUCUCCCGAUACUCGAAGGUAUAAUAAGCUACUUAUGGAAAGUACUUGGGUCAAGUAACACUGACUCUCUUCAACCCAACCCUUCUCUUUUUCCAUUUUCCCUCCAUCUUUCUUCAUCUUCUUUCUUCAUCUCAAUUUCGUAUUGUUGUUUUGUUUUGUUUUGUUUUCGAAGUGGUGACUCGUCUGUAUUCUUUGGAUUAGUCAUGAUGCUUCUUCUCCUUCUUCUUCCUCUCUUCUGAGCCGAUGUAAUUCGAUAGGCUGGGUUUACAAUUGGAUUUCGGGCAAAUUGGUGCUAAUGGAAGAAGUCAGAAAGCUUGAGAAAUAUUCCGAUUCCGAGUGUGUCUGCUUUUGUAUAACUUGUUAAUGAGAAUUGAAAAUAAGGCUGUUAGGUCUGAAGAAAAGAAAGUACUUUUUUUGUUUUUGACAGCCUUCCGUGCUAUUUCAAAAGAGAAACUUGUCCGAACAGACAUCAGGCUCUUGCUUUCCUUUCUUUUCCUGUGGACCCUAUUUUGUCAUGCCAUUCAUUCCGAGAGGGCCACCCCGCUGUUUCGCAAUACUCCACUUUUCCCAAGACGAUGCGUCACCACUUGCCAUCUGACCAUUCGGUCAACACAGUUCGGAUUAUUCAUUCGCAUUUCGUUAACCGUUUGGCUUGAAAAAUUCAUACCAGCGCCGCCAAUUUAUUUUGUUCUUUCUCAACACUUCUCUUCUCUUCUCUCAUUAUCUGUUUCACCCCUCCUCCCGAGUGUGUUUGUAGAUCAUUGAGUCGAAAAAGAAAGACAAACCGUAAAAUAGUGAGUCGAUCGCGCAGGAAAAGGUGGGCUCCAAGAAGGAAAAAGGCAAACGAUGAGAGGGUGAAAGAAAGAGACUUUUGCUCCCUGACAAGAGCCACGCGGGAGAAAUAGGAAUAGGCGAGGCCGACCUGUGAGGGGAAACGGGGAAGCAAGCGAGGGUUAGCGUUUGGGUGUGGUAAGCUGAUGUCGAAUCGGCCUGCUUACCGUGUGCUAUUUCGUUUACCCUCUCUCUCCUCAGACUGUCAAUAUGGAGGAAGCCCCCCCCCCCCCUACGCUCUUUUUCCACCGAAAUACCGGUCGUCUGCUGCUCACUUGUAGCUCCGUGUGUUCGGCCGCCUACCAGUUCACAAAAAAAACGCCUGUGCACUUUGGUUUCGGUUAAUUUAAGAUCUUUUCCUCCUCGUCGACACACUCUCCAUUCUCAUUAGUUUUUCGAGACACUACUCACUACGGCUCUCUUUCCAUUAACAUUCACGUUACGCAAGUUUUGUUUAUUUACAUUUUACAUCUGCCCUUGAAUGGGAUAUGUCCCCGAGAGCAACUCGGACAACACUCCUCCCUCCGACCCCCGACCCUUUCUUUCUUGGAAGUUGGCUGUUGCCCACAGAAUUAGCGUCAUUUUCCUCUUUUCGACUUGGGAUUGGUGUUGUUUUCACCCCAGGUCGCCUCAUUUCCAUAUUCUUUCUUUUUUCUUUUCUUUUCCUAGUAUACUUUGUGAAUGCAUCAGUCGUCCGAGUGUUUCAGUUCUUCCCGCACUCUCCAGAAACUUUACGGUCGUUAACCGUUAUCACAAACAUUUUCCCUCUUUUUCUCUGUCAAACGUGACGGCACUGAUAACUAGAAUAGCUCACCAACAUGAUCUUUACUGCAACAUUAACACUAUUUUUGUUUUCAGAAGACACUGUGUUCGAUCAGCCGGUGGCGAGUCCGAAAUCGGAGAUUUCGAACAAGCUAGCCGAAGAAAUAGAGCGGAGUAAGAGUCCAGCGACAAUCGAGGUAUGACCUUCUUUCACCUUCUUGAAACACUCUUGGUCGCGAGAAUCAAUACUUGCAAUUCACUGAUCAUUUUGACACCUAGAUGAGAAAAAACUUGAUUUUGAUGGUUUUUUCAAUCUAUGAUUGACUAGACGAGUAUUCGACACAUUUGACAACUCUAAAUCGAUUUUCAACCUGUAAAAUAAAAAUUUUACUGAAAUUACAGUGAUUCUAUUAUAUAAAGCCAUGAUACAAACGAUCACCCCCCGGAUUUACUGUUUUUAGAUGUAUCGACCGCAGGCGACGUUUGACACUUUUCGACCGUCCAAUAGUGACAGCUCGACUUUCCGUGGCAGCCAAAGCAGGUAUGUUUGUUUUUGCUAUUUUGUGUUCAUUUUCGUCCCCCCGUUCCUCUUUGCGUCGUCGAACUCGACAGGAGGGAAAUUGGACGAACGAAUCAUCUUUCACAUUCCUUCUUCAGCUUCAGCUUCCUUUUUAGUCAACAAUUCUGUUCCAGCGUUUUCGUUGUUUCGUAAAAUGUGUGAAACUAGACGUUUUUUAGUCGGUGGUGGUGGUGGUGUUAAGCAAAAAAGUGGGUAGAAUAUGAGCGAUUUCCCACACAUGCGAAUAGGUCCACUUCAAAUAUUCGCACUCUCUUCCCCAGACCCCACUAUUUUGAUGAUACUCGAAGAAGCAGGGUGUCGGGGGGCCGUCCACUCCGCUCUCUUCUUCUCCGAGGACAUUGGCGGAGCAGAAUUAAUUGGAGUUCAAUCUAAUCGUUUCGCAUUGCAUUCGGCACUGCUCGCGGCUCUCGGAGGGGUGAACGAGGGGCUUCAGGCCAGGCCGUCGGUCCUCCCGUUGUUGCCUCAGCUCACGGUGCUUCCCUUUGCCUAUUUGAUGGAGCUCACCGUGUGUGGGCUCUCUAUUGUCUUUCCCUUUCCCGGCCGUUCUCUUUUCCUCUCAGCUCUCUCUCGAUUUCACAUUGUGCACAACCAAUCGCCACUUUGCUCUUUCUCUUUUCCGGUGCACCAAAUAUGCCAACAGACAGUCUUUCUUCUGCCCGUCAGCGCGACCACCGAGAUUAGUUCGUCUCCUGCCCCGAAACGUUAGCUAUUUUUCAAGAGGUCACUGUUUUUUCUUUCUUUCUUUCUGUUCGCUUCUUGUCGAAAUGCAACUGUUUUCUUUUCCUUUGGUUCUUCAAAAAACAGGUCCAAUUGUCUGAACUUUUCUCAAGUUGUUGACGUCGUUUUCAAAAUAUUUGAUUAUAGGCUCAUUUGAUUAUCGAUAAUCCCUGUGAAGAGAAAAAAAACUGGGCAGCGGUAAUUUUCACUAUUUUUUAGCGAACAACAACAGCUUUUCCUUCUCACAAAUUAUGGGCACUAGCCCUAUUUUGAAAUGUAUGCAAAUUCUGCAACUUUUAUUCAUGUAAAUUCUGACGCUCUCACUCACUCACUUUACACAUUCUGAACUGUGUUGCUGUUAUACUUUGCAGAGAUUUUGGACCUAGUGUUGCAAGCCUGGUACUUUGUCGGUAUCCUUAGACCCCUGAAACAUCUUCUAAAACACAUCUCUGACUUCCGAUGGCAUGCGCGAGAAAAAGAGAGGCUUAGACUGCUUGUCGUCAUUUCUGCCGCAAUUAUUCCGUGCGACGUUCUCUCUCCCAAACUUGAACAGGGGCGGCAAUUUCCGAAAACGAUGAUUGAAGUGACCUUGAAUGCGCAUAUGCGAAGUGAACCUCGAAUGAUGAGACGCUUUGCAAUAAUAGAUAAACGCGACGGGUGAGAGCGUGGCAAUUUGUGUAGUACCUGCAAUUUCACGGAUUGGGAAGCGUAUGCAUUACAUUACUAAGAAAGAAAGAGAGAGAGAGAGUGAGGGAACGAGGGACCCGUGAAGAUUUAUUUUUAUUUCAAAACGCGCCCAUCAACGUGCUCCUCUCUAUUUUCCAACCUUCUCAUAAUCAGAUAGCCGCCUGCCAAGUGUUAAUCUAUCUGUCGCUCGACCGCUGGAACAGCCGGUGCCGCUGAGGGGGCCUCCGACUCCGAUCAUCAUUCAUAUAGCCCGCAUCACUCAUUCUCACACAAUACACCACCAGCCGUCUUCUUGCUCCGUGUGGUGUGCGCGCGCACGCGGAUGCAUUUCAAUCAGUUGUUGGCACGUCCAUUCUUCCGCUCAACGCUUCCUCACCGAUCUCUCCCUCUCGAACGAUGAUCAUGAAUCCGUGCUUCCGAGAACGGUCGCAGAAGCGCACGAAGAAGCGGUCGAAAGACAGAGCCAAGUCGCGGAGCACCAUGUACUUGGCCAAGGUCGGUGAUUCAUCACUUGCCAUGUCACGGAGUCUACCAUCUGUCGCAUUACCGAUGCAUUAUUUGCAUCACAAACUUGCCGAAAGCAUCUGUUUCAUCACUGCCACUAUAGACUCAUUGUAAGUGAAUACCCCCACGAAUUGUCGGGAAAUCAAACUUGUUUGACUUGUGAAUAUUUAUCAUUUUACACUUCUCAGAUUAGGUUUUUGGUUUUUCCCCCUGUCUGGAGAAAUUCCCUGUAACCACAUUGUACACACGACGCUGAAACGAUUUGUGUGUGUGUGUGGCGUUUGCUAGGAAUAGACUUUAUAUUGAAACGGAAAGUUUCAGCUGUUCAUUUUAUUAUCCUUUGAAGAAGCGCCGUCCGUCUUCCGUCAGUCAUUUUUCAUUGAGUGUGGCCUAAUAAUUCUUCGUUUUUCGAUUUCCCCCCACUCGCAGCAAUCUCUGUCAUUUUAUCCCUAUUACGCUCACUUGACUUGCCAUCCUUCUACAUGAAUAGUCAGUUAAACCUGCCUGCCUAGUUCGGAUUUGGAUUCGGAUACGGUUGAAGAACACUGACAGUUGCCAACAUGUAUGAUGCUUCGUCGCGUCUGGAGUGUCUCUUCGUUUUUGUCUGUACCGGCGGGUUUCAUAAAAAUGCCAUUAUUAUGGCCGAGUGGACAUCCGAAGCGAAAGUGAACAGAAUUUUUGAUGAUGUGUCGUCACAACUACUUACUCUAACUGACUACCAAAUGUGAAUUCAUGUCCACAUUCCUACUCGAACAUUUUCCAUUUUUGGAACUCACAAAUGUAUACAAUUUUUCAGAGAGGACCUGGUAGCAUGUAGCUCGAUGAAUUCGGUGAACAACGUGGCCGACAUGAACACAGUAUCCUCUUCCUCAUCCUCAUCAACCCCUCUCUUCGUCGCACUCUACGACUUUCAUGGUGUUGGCGAGGAGCAGCUUUCCUUACGAAAAGGAGACCAGGUUAGUACGUUAUCAUAAAUCAAAUGCCAGUCACGGAAAAGAUAUCUCCCCCCGCCGUGUCAGCUUGCCGCGAGCACAACAUCCUCAUGUCACUUGGUCAAACAGCAAGUUUUUGCAGGUGCGAAUACUGGGCUACAACAAGAACAACGAGUGGUGCGAAGCACGGUUAUAUUCGACGAGGAAGAACGACGCGAGCAGUCAGCGUCGGUUAGGCGAGAUCGGAUGGGUCCCGAGCAACUUCAUAGCGCCUUAUAACUCUUUGGAUAAGUAUACGUGGUAUCAUGGCAAGAUCUCGCGCAGUGAUUCGGAAGCAAUCUUGGGCAGCGGCAUCACGGGAUCAUUCCUGGUUCGGGAAAGUGAGACCAGUCUGGGACAAUACACAAUAUCCGUGAGACACGAUGGCCGUGUGUUUCAUUACCGGAUAAACGUGGAUAACACGGAGAGGGUGAGUUCAUGUACUUGAUCGCAUUGAUCAGCUUGUGAUGUUCAGCGCACUCAACUAACUCAAUGUGUGCAAACAAAAAGCGUUUUCCAGAUGUUCAUCACGCAAGAAGUGAAGUUUCGCACACUCGGGGAACUUGUGCAUCACCACAGUGUUCACGCCGACGGAUUGAUAUGUCUUCUGAUGUAUCCGGCGAGCAAGAAGGAUAAAACACGUGGAUUGUUCUCUCUGUCUCCGAAUGCACCCGACGAGUGGGAACUGGAUAGAUCCGAGAUCAUCAUGCACAACAAAUUGGGUGGAGGGCAGUACGGCGAUGUGUACGAAGGCUACUGGAAACGACAUGAUUGCACAAUAGCGGUAAAAGCUUUGAAAGAAGAUGCGAUGCCACUUCAUGAGUUCCUUGCUGAAGCUGCGAUUAUGAAGGAUUUACAUCAUAAGUGAGUUGGUUAUCAAAAAGAUCAUAAAAACUGAUUACUUAGCGUUAAAUUUCAAAUAUACUAAACUCCUUUCAGAAAUCUCGUCCGACUGCUCGGCGUUUGCACUCACGAAGCGCCGUUCUACAUCAUCACAGAGUUUAUGUGCAAUGGAAAUCUGCUCGAGUACUUGAGGUGCGUUUUGCUCUUCCACGAAUUGCUUUUUAAUGAUUUUUUGAUUUGAGACGGACCGAUAAAACCUUACUGCCACCAAUCAUCCUCGUCCAAAUGGCCAGUCAAAUCGCAUCUGGAAUGUCGUACCUGGAAGCGAGACACUUCAUUCACAGAGAUUUGGCUGCAAGAAACUGCCUCGUCUCGGAUCACAAUGUCGUCAAAAUUGCUGACUUUGGGCUGGCGCGAUUCAUGAAGGAAGACACGUACACAGCGCACGCCGGUGCCAAAUUUCCAAUCAAAUGGACAGCUCCAGAAGGAUUGGCUUUCAAUACGUUCAGCUCGAAAUCGGAUGUCUGGGCUUUCGGAGUUCUUCUCUGGGAGAUAGCGACUUAUGGAAUGGCUCCGUAUCCAGGAGUGGAAUUAUCAAAUGUGUACGGGCUCUUGGAAAACGGGUUCCGAAUGGAUGGCCCACAAGGAUGUCCGGCAUCGGUGUACAGGCUCAUGUUGCAAUGUUGGAACUGGUCGCCAUCGGAUCGGCCGCGGUUCAGAGACAUUCACUACAAUCUGGAGACGCUUAUUGCAAACAAUUCACUCAAUGAUGAAGUUAGCAAGCAGUUAAAGAAGGGCAGUGAGAAAAAGUUGGAAACCGACAGGAGGAGAUCCCAUAUCAGGGAAAGAAGCGACUCGAAAUCUCGACACUCCCACCACGAUCGUGACCGCGACAGAGAAUCACUCCACUCGAGGAACUCGAACCCGGAAAUCCAAAACAAGAACUACGUGAGGAACGAUGAUGGAGGUGUCACUGUAUUUUUCAAUCAACCCGCCAGCAAAGUGACUUCUUUCCGAUCGCAAGUUCCAUUCCCAGCUCCACCACAACAGAGCACCAAGCCAAAGUUGCUGAAGUCAGUCCUCAAUAGCAAUGCUCGUCAUGCAUCGGAAGAAUUCGAAAGGAAUGAGCACGACGAAAUUAUCCCAUUGGCCGAGAAGAAUGUUCGGAAAGCAGUAACAAGGCUAGGUGGAACAAUGCCAAAAGGACAGCGCAUCGAUGCGUAUCUGGACUCUAUGAGAAGAGUUGAGAGCUGGAAAGGUACGUAUAUUGUCUCCGCACCCAAAACUAUAAAAAUGUUAAGUUCCAGAAAGCACUGAUGCCGACAACGAAGGCGCAGGAUCAUCUUCUUUGAGCAGAACAGUGUCUAACGACUCUCUCGACACCUUGCCUCUUCCGGAUUCUAUGAACUCGAGUACUUACGGGAAGAUGAAUCCGGCAAACGGCGAGAACGCUUUUCUUCGUCAAAUUCGUUCGAAAUUAAAGAAGCGUAGCGAAACUCCUGAGCUGGAUCAUAUUGACUCCGACACCGCUGAUGGUGAGAAAUAAAUGUUUAACUUCAUUACCAUCAAGAUUUUUUUCAGAAUCGGCUACCAAAUCCGACAAAUCACCAUUUGGAUCGCUCAGCAAGCAAAGUACCAAGUAUCCGGUGAGAAACGGAGCCGACUUCCAUGAGCAUCAGUCGAGAGCCAGUCCGGUCCCAAUCCCUCCAUCCCGAAAUGCGUCUGUCAGUGUGAAAGGAGACCAAAAGGCGGAAGAUUCUUCGGACGAAACAACAAAAGAUGUCGGCAUGUGGGGUCCAAAACAUGCAGUGACCCGGAAGAUUGAAGUUGUUAAGGUAUGUUGAUUCGAUAAAACAAAACAAUUGCUAUUUGCACACACAUUUUCUGUUGUUUUAGAAUGACUCGCAUUCGAAUGUGGAGGGAGAGCUGAAAGCAAAGAUUCGCAACUUGCGUCAUGUUCCAAAAGAGGAGAACAACACAAGUCUGGAGGAUUCACAAUUGGACGCUACAGACACGACGAAUGAUAGUCCGAUUGUGAUGACAAAGGACGGAAACGAGAAGGCGAAAGUGAGACAAUUGGUGACACAGAAGGUGUUCCCGCUCCAACAUCAUCGUCCGUUCUCCCUACAAUGUCCGAAUAACUCGACCAGCUCGGCUAUUUCACAUUCUGAACACGCUGACAGCUCAGAAACAUCUUCUCUUUCCGGAAUCAACGACGAGAAAAUAAAACCACUGGAGUUACAGAGGAAGAGAAGCGACGGAGAGAAGGUUCUUUUUAUCCUGCUGGAUGUAACUAUGUUUCAUUUUCAGAUUGUUCCGGUGACAUGGCUCAUCAACGGCGAGAAGGAGAGCAAUGGAAUGUCCCGUACCAAGUCCCUCCGCGACAUCACCACCAAGUUCGAACAGCUCGGAACCCCGUCGGUCACUGAAAGUAAGAUAGAAGGUGUGUAUGUUUUCUGUUUUUGGUCCCAACCCCAGUAUCUCGUUUCCUCUCACACGCUACCCGUGGGCGAUUGAACUUGUCAAUCUAACCAAGAGCCUACUACUGCUAAUGAGCAAACUGAGAACCUUAACGCCUUCGUUAUGACAUGUGCAAUCGGAUACGAGCGCUUGGCUCGUUUUGCGCGUGAUUCGUUUGUGUGCUUGCCUUCAAAUAAGCGCCAAUUCGACACGUACUGCGAGUGAUGAAAUAGUCGACGCGGUAACAGGAAUAUGACCUUUCAUUGUUCUUUCAGAAGCUCCAUAUCGAGAACAUGCGGUCGAGAAAAAGAGUUCCAAGCGAUUCUCGAUGAUGGAAACUAACAACGAGUUGAAGCACGUGGUUCCUCCGAGAAGGAAUAAAAACACCGAAGAGGCGGGUUCCCUGGAGGAAGAGACUGUUAGCAAGGUACAGUAGUCACGGUCCCCGAACAGAAAUUUCAUGUCAACGUCACUAACUUCCCAAACAUCUCUCAAAAUCCACUUCUCUCACAACAAUCCACUUUAUGAUAGUACACUCUCGAAAUAGCUGCUCAGCAUACUUUUUUUUAUUGACGAAAGCCAUUAGUCAGAAUGUGUUUUGUACGAAAACGAUUGAGUGGGCGCACACAAAAGUCAGAAGACGUCAAACACAAAUAGUCCCAGAGUAAAAAACUUCCGGUCCGCUCAGAAAUGAUCAGAGUCAGGUGAUGAUGAUCGAAGAACACACCAGCUGACACCACUCAACCAACAGAACUUUCUCGUUUUUCAGGAUAUGAUUGUUUCUCUGCUCGGAGUGAUUCAAAAGGAUUUCGUAAAUCUGCCAACUUUGGGAAGUAAUGAGUUAACAGACGAAAAAUUGCAGCAGUUUGUAAUGUAAGUUACAAAAUACAAUGGUGCGGGGUGAGAAUAUUAUGUGUUCAGUUUGGCUGACAAUGUACAAAAACUUCACUCGACGUGUUCCGUCUACGCUGAACAAAUCUCACCGCACAGCAAAUUCCGGUUCAAGUAAGAAUCCGAAAUGAUUUCAACCGAUCCUCAACCGUCCUGUUUCAGAGAACUUCUAUCGCAGCUCGAAAUGUAUAACCGGCAGAUCAAGUUCUCGCACAAUCCAAAAGCAAAGCCCAUCGACGGAAAGUUGAUGAUGGCGUUCCAAGACUGUUUCGACCAAAUCAUGCGUCUGGUAGACCGAUAA
Molecule: messenger RNA, 13897 nt
Organism: Caenorhabditis sp. 36 PRJEB53466
Lineage: Eukaryota; Metazoa; Nematoda; Chromadorea; Rhabditida; Rhabditidae
Source: the annotation of a GenBank genome assembly